GCUCAAACUAACCCUCAUUUCCUCUUCUAUAAAACCUCCCUUUCCCUUCUCUCCUUCAUUUCACCUCCUCUCUCUCGCUCUCUGUAUCUCUUCGUCCUCUCUCUGCAUCUCUGACUGAAAUUCAAAGCUCUCGCCUUUUUUAACGAUACCGAGCAAUAAUGCGUGAGAUCCUUCACGUUCAAGGGGGGCAAUGCGGCAACCAAAUCGGAGCCAAGUUCUGGGAAGUUGUAUGCGCCGAGCACGGCAUAGAUUCUACUGGUCGCUACCAAGGCGAUUCAGAUCUUCAACUUGAAAGAAUCAAUGUCUACUACAAUGAGGCCAGUUGCGGUCGCUUUGUCCCUCGUGCUGUACUCAUGGAUUUGGAACCCGGUACCAUGGACAGCAUCAGAUCUGGAACUUAUGGUCAGAUUUUUAGGCCUGAUAACUUCGUCUUCGGCCAGUCUGGUGCUGGUAAUAACUGGGCCAAAGGACACUACACUGAAGGUGCAGAGCUUAUUGAUUCUGUUCUUGAUGUCGUUCGAAAGGAGGCUGAGAAUUGUGACUGCCUGCAAGGGUUCCAGGUGUGCCAUUCUCUUGGAGGUGGUACCGGAUCUGGAAUGGGGACGCUCUUGAUUUCCAAAAUUAGGGAAGAGUACCCAGAUAGGAUGAUGAUGACUUUCUCUGUGUUCCCAUCUCCCAAGGUCUCUGAUACAGUUGUGGAGCCUUACAAUGCCACUUUGUCUGUCCAUCAGCUUGUGGAAAAUGCAGAUGAGUGCAUGGUUCUUGACAAUGAGGCCUUGUAUGACAUUUGCUUCCGGACACUGAAGCUCACCACUCCCAGUUUCGGUGACUUGAAUCACUUGAUAUCUGCAACCAUGUCUGGAGUUACAUGCUGCUUGAGGUUCCCUGGCCAGUUGAACUCAGAUCUCAGAAAGCUUGCAGUGAACCUCAUUCCAUUCCCACGUCUUCACUUCUUCAUGGUGGGUUUUGCCCCUCUUACUUCGCGUGGGUCACAGCAGUACCGAGCUCUAACUGUUCCUGAGCUCACUCAGCAAAUGUGGGAUGCAAAGAACAUGAUGUGCGCAGCUGACCCAAGACAUGGUCGUUAUUUGACAGCCUCAGCUAUGUUCCGUGGCAAGAUGAGUACAAAGGAAGUUGAUGAGCAGAUGCUGAAUGUGCAGAACAAGAACUCUUCGUACUUUGUGGAGUGGAUUCCAAACAAUGUGAAAUCAACUGUUUGUGAUAUCCCGCCUACAGGUUUUAAGAUGGCAGCCACAUUUAUUGGCAAUUCCACAUCCAUACAGGAGAUGUUUAGGCGUGUGAGCGAGCAAUUCACAGCCAUGUUUAGGAGGAAGGCUUUCUUGCAUUGGUAUACUGGGGAAGGGAUGGAUGAGAUGGAGUUCACCGAGGCUGAGAGCAACAUGAAUGAUCUGGUUUCAGAGUAUCAGCAAUACCAAGAUGCAACAGCAGAUGAAGAAGGCUAUGAGGAUGAGGAGGGAGAAUAUCAGGAACAAUACGAGUAGAUUUCUUUUGGACUUCCAACUUUUUGCUUGUUUCUUUUAGUAGGAUAGAAAUGAAGAAACAUUAACUGGAUGUAGUUUCCUGUUUAUUCAGUAGUAAAAUUUCCUCCUUUGCUUGUUCA
This is a messenger RNA of Hevea brasiliensis (rubber tree), 1621 nucleotides long. RefSeq names its product tubulin beta-2 chain. The record is from RefSeq and is a predicted model, not a curated record. NCBI's taxonomy places the organism in Eukaryota, Viridiplantae, Streptophyta, Magnoliopsida, Malpighiales, Euphorbiaceae. Gene Ontology annotation, molecular function: GTPase activity; structural constituent of cytoskeleton; GTP binding. The transcript has 3 exons. Bases 159 to 1502 code for a protein of 447 amino acids. Gene Ontology annotation, cellular component: cytoplasm; microtubule. Gene Ontology annotation, biological process: microtubule cytoskeleton organization; mitotic cell cycle.